AUGCUUAGAAGUACGUUUACGUUAAGAUCGUUCGUCAGGACACAGUCAACGCAUCCGUAUCCUGUUAAUGUAGAGGCAGUGUACCACGCUCCUUUAAAACUGCCUAUCAAGUACGGUGAUUUAGUUGCGGACAUUCAAUUAAGAUCGUAUGACAAUGAAAACAUGGAUUUCUACUCAGACUUCAUAUUGAGGACGGGCUACUAUUUGGGUAUCCCGUUGACUGGACCCAAACCUUUACCCACAAGAAGAGAGCGCUGGACAGUCAUAAAAUCACCGUUCGUUCACGCUAAAUCUAAAGAGAAUUUUGAAAGACACACUCAUAAGCGGCUCAUCAGGGCCUGGGAUGCGAAUCCGGAAGUACUGCAGUUGCUAAUAUCUUACAUUACAAAGCAUUCCAUAGCAGGCGUCGGAAUGAAAUGUAAUUUUUUCGAAAGAUCAGAAAUAUCACGGAACUUUGGUUCGGACACCAAUGACGUUCAACGGUCACUGAGCAACGUCAAUCAAUUAUAUUCCUUAGGUAACGAUGAAAAAGUUCAAGAUAGUGCUGUUGGAGAAAAAGUGCUUGAACUUUUGAAUAGUCCAGAUUUUCAGAAACAUCUAGAAAAGAAGUAG
Messenger RNA from Saccharomyces kudriavzevii IFO 1802, 612 nucleotides. RefSeq names its product mitochondrial 37S ribosomal protein uS10m (gene RSM10). Gene Ontology annotation, biological process: translation. Gene Ontology annotation, molecular function: structural constituent of ribosome. The transcript has a single exon. Gene Ontology annotation, cellular component: small ribosomal subunit; ribosome; mitochondrion. Lineage: Eukaryota; Fungi; Ascomycota; Saccharomycetes; Saccharomycetales; Saccharomycetaceae. Bases 1 to 612 code for a protein of 203 amino acids. The record is from RefSeq and is a predicted model, not a curated record.